This is a messenger RNA of Cololabis saira (Pacific saury), 3246 nucleotides long. It is a transcript of the gene pxdc1b, whose product is annotated as PX domain containing 1b. Gene Ontology annotation, molecular function: phosphatidylinositol binding. Lineage: Eukaryota; Metazoa; Chordata; Actinopteri; Beloniformes; Belonidae. The transcript is spliced from 5 exons. The record is from RefSeq and is a predicted model, not a curated record. The coding region runs from base 120 to 821 and encodes 233 amino acids.
AGCUUCUGCAGAACACACUGCGCUCCGGCCGGCGGAAAAGUUGCAGAAGUUGCGCCGGUGUUGUUGGCGAGCCGUCAACAACAGUCCCCUCCCAGCAUGCUGGACUGAAGUCCCGAGGAAUGGCAUCGGCCGUGUUUGAAGGCACGUCUCUGGUCAACAUGUUCGUGCGGGACUGCUGGGUGAACGGGAUCCGCAGGCUCAUCAUCAGCCAGCGCGGCGAGGAAGAGGAGUUCUUCGAGAUCCGCACCGAGUGGUCCGACAGGAAUAUCUUGUACUUGCACCGGAGUUACUCGGACCUGGGGCGGCUGUUUAAGAGGCUGCUGGAGUCGUUCCCCGAGGACAGGCGAGAUCUCUCUAAAUCCCCCCUGAUAGAAGGGUUGGUGAAAAUCAAAGAGGCACAUGACAUCGAGGAGAAGCUGAAUGAGGUGGAGAGAUUACUGAAGAACGCCAUCAACAUGCCCUGCAAGUAUUCCAGGUCAGAGGUGAUGCUGACCUUCUUCGAGCGCUCGCCGCUGGACCAGGUGUUGAGAAAUGACAAGGUCCACAGAAUCCAGCCCUGCUUUGACAGUCCAAUCAAGAUAUCAGAAAUCAUGCGGUCGAACGGCUUUUGUCUGGCCAACACAGAGACCAUAGUGUUUGAUCACAGCAUACCAGAGGAAAAGGAGAGACCUUCAUCCACGGACUCCGUGGAGCACACGUAUGAAGAUGGAACAGAGUUUCUGCCGAUGGACACAGAUGUGUGUGAUGAGGAAACGGAGGCGUAUGUCACCAACCUGUCCUACUACCAUCUGGUCCCGUUCGAGACGGACAUCCUGGAAUGAAGGCCUCUUUUACAUGACAGAACUAUGCAGCGCUUCGCAUGCCUGAUCUGUUUGAAUGCUGCUUCCUAACGCAGCUUCUGCGGUUGCUGAACGUUGUCGCCGUACGCAGCACAACUUCACAAGAACACACCAAUUCGUCUACUAUCUCACCGGCGUGCCUCAUCCAGAACCUUCCUCUUUUUCUUUUUAACCAUUUGAUUAAAAAGCAACAGCCAACAAGGUCUCGUGAAACAUAUCAAAACUUUUAAAGAUGCUACUUGGAUGACGACUGAGAGCGGUGGGAAGAAGACUGCUUUUGGAAGCAAAUCUUAUUUAUUGGAUCACCCAUCAUGUAUUGUGUAUAAGUGACCAGCAGUUUUUAUUUGAACAGUUUAUUUAUGUCCUUCAUGUUCUUCUCAACUGCUCCUGUGAUGCAUUUUCAGUCUCUUUGUCGUCGUCGAGCCGCCGCGUUACGGCCAGUGUUACGCCUCUGCUGUGGGAAAACAGAAAAGUGUCCUGAAGCUUUGUGUGCGUUCAGUGUUUAUGGUGCACUCUCCACCAGCAUUCGCUCUCCGAUCGCGUACCCGCUGAAAUCUCUGAUGUUCCUGCUGGGCCGCGCAGUACCUUCGUCUGGCAUGACCGGACUCUCAGGAGCCGAGAGAAAAAAACCGGACGGCUCUUGCUGUGAUGACAGACGAUAGAGGGUUUAGCCGCCGCUGAGAAAUUCCCAUCUGAAACGAAUCGUCAGUAUGAGCUGAUUGUGCACUGAGCAAGACUGAUGAAGGUUUUAUGCUUGCAGACUCUUGUUUGCAAGCGUGAACAGGAGACUGAUUUUGCACGGUGCUUCUGUUUCAUUUGGUUCUUGGACUGCUUUCAAGAUUAAGAAUAUAAAAGAAAAACAAAGAGGAAAAUCUUCGUGGUUUCCAAAAUGAGAAAACUCAACGCUGCCUUAAACUUUAUUUUAUUUUUUUGUCCUGAUGAUGAUGAUGAUAAUACAGACUGUAAUUGUGUUAAAUGUAGCUUGUAAAGUUUCUCUGUUUGUAAUCAUUUUCAAAACAAAUUUAUUUUAUUUAGGGGACAGAGAUUAUUUGGGAUGUUAUCUGGAAAACUAAAUGGUCUCACUUCUGCAGUUGCCAUCUGAUCAGUGAUGACGCGGAGCAAAGAAAGCUUUGAUUCAUCGCUCUGCUGAUGUCAUUUCUGUCCCGUAAGCUGACAUGAGUGGGGUUGAGAGUGUGGGAGUCUGCAGCUCGGCCUGUGGCGAAACGGCAAAACAAGUCCUUUCUUUAUCUGACGGAAGGCGAGUAACUUUGCUCGACGAUAUCUGCAGGAUAUAUGUGUGAAAAAGAAAACACUUAGUAAAAAUGCAUGCCUUUGUGAGGACAGCUCUUUCAUCCCAACAGUGGAGCACUUCUAGGUGCUGAAUGCAACUGAAAGGCUUUUAAUAUAUAUUUGCAUAGGAUUAACUGUUGUUGAACCCCUGCAGUCUUGCAACGUAGUACAGCAGUUUGCGUCCAGGUUUCUGCCCCUCUUAACACAAAGGCAUUCAACCCUCACUAACUUGGCACGUGAACCGUCAGCAUGCCCUCAGCAUGAGCCUGUUUAGUACAACAGUCAUGAUCUCUGUUCCCCCCGUGAGAAAGUACCGCUCUUUCACAAGGUACACAUCGAUUUCAUGCUUUUUUUUUGUUUUGGCAAAAAAGUUACUGAUUAAAUCAAUAUUAAAUUUGGAAGCAGCCCUGUUUUACUAACAUGCACCGGCUUCAUGAAAAGAAGCCGGAAAUGUCUUGUUAAGGUGGCUGUGCAAGUGUCAGACUUUGUUCUGCAACAUAUAGUUUAACAUUUUUGGAAGAAUGAAUUAAACUAUGUUUUUAAACCACCAUUCCAACAGUUAUUUAUCCCAUAUAAACUCCUGUUCAUUUUUCUGUCGCUAGUGCUGUGAAGUUUGCUUUCUACUCACUUUAGCUCAUUUAGAGGAAAAAAACAGAUUUAUUUUUUUAAUACACUAAAUGAGCCACCAGUCAUUGAUAAAGAAAUCUAUGACUAUUCGUAGCUCAGGUGAAAAUUCAAAGGGAGAAGGAAGAAUUGCUGAUUUAAUUUGAUCCCCCACUUCCCAAAUUCAAAUAUCUCUAUCAAUGGACACGAUACUGAACCCCACCAUGUGUCCAAUGUGUUUGUUACAUGUAAGGCUGGGGGAAUUUGGUGGCUAAGAGAAUGUAAGGUAAUGAAUGUCCUAAUCUGAUGCUCAGUGGUGGACAGCAAUGGGCCUUCCAGUGUUGCUGUGAAUGUUUGAAUCAGAGAAGGAUUAUCAAGAAGAGGAAGCUAAGUUGUACAAGGUUGAGAUGAAGUCAGAGACUGGGAAGUGUAGUCCCUUCAGAGACGGCCUGACACAACAAUCACACAACUUGAGUGCACUAUGAGGGGCACUGUACUCAAGGCAGUGGGUGCC